Messenger RNA from Zootoca vivipara (common lizard), 19265 nucleotides. The record is from RefSeq and is a predicted model, not a curated record. NCBI's taxonomy places the organism in Eukaryota, Metazoa, Chordata, Lepidosauria, Squamata, Lacertidae.
GCGUGAGCAAGUGCCUCAGUCUUGGCUUUCUCUCGAGAGGCGCUGGGAGGCUGCGGUGGAGGGACCGACAGCGGGCGGGAGCUUGUGUGGCCUUUGAACCCCCCCCCCCCAGACGAGGAGCUGAGAGGGGGCGCGACAGGAGACAAGAAUCAGUAUUAACUUUUGAUGACAGAAGGGUACAUGAAGGAAUUCAUCUACUUUGGGAAUGCAUAAUGCAAUAGAGCUUUGAGCUGAAAUCCUGCACAUGCUUGCUUUGAAGUACUAUUUUAUUGUAUUAUGAAAACCGUAAUAAAAAAAUGGGCAGGAGAGAUUCAUAUGAAACAACAGAAUAAAGGUGUACUGGAAAUAAGCAACAAUUGGGGUACUCGUAACCUUUUAAUAUAUUUAAAUGCUUGAUGCAUCUAGUAGUAACAUUUGAGACUUAAGCUAAUGGCGUCAUUUUAUGUGCCUCGUUCUGAUGUUUUCCUCCCCCUGCCUACCCACUGACAAGCUGAAAAUAGCAAUACUUCUAUACUGGGGGUGUGAGUUCAUUUUAAAAACAAACUUCUGAAGAAAGUCAGUAAUGAAGCAGUAAUGGAUGGUUUGUAGUAGUUGACCAAGGUGUAAUAAAUAGGAACUGUUCCACUGUUCCUUUACAGGGAGGUGGGUGUCUUUCAGAGUUUCUUUUACAACUAUUUUUUUAAACCAACAUAAAGACUCAUAAUUAUGGUGCUGUGACUAAAACCAUUGUAUGAAAUGGAGUAAUCUUGAGAGAAUAAAAAAAAAUCAAGUAAGUCUCUAAGAGGAAACUGUGUUCAUUGUAGGAAGAACUGUGAGUACCUAUCAAACCUCUGAAGGGAAUAACUAAAGAUGUCUUGUUCCUGAUCAAGAAUAGGAAAGGGGGGGAAAUGCAUUGUUUCAAACGUUUUUAGUAUGAAGCAUUCUAGGGUCCUUUCCAGUGUUUUAAUAGCCUUAAAUCAUAUUCACCAGCAUUAUUUUUCUAGAAAAAGAGGCGCCAGAGCUCACCAUAAACACCUCCCUCAUUCUCUUAGAAUGGCAAUGGCGCCCACUUGAGAGGUGCCGGAACUGAGUUCCUGUGAGUUCCGGCUGAAAAAAAAGCCCUGCUAUUGAUUGAUUUAGGAUGUUCCAGGUGCUUACAGUUCAGGGUGUGAUAGUUAAAUAAGGCAAAAAAUAAUGUGUGAACAGGUUCGGACUUUUUAUGAUACUUAACCAUUACUCAGGAACAAUGUGUGAUACUUGGUGUUAGUCAGACUUGGAGCAGGCCUGUUGAAAUGAAUCAGCAAGUCAAUUGCUCUCAGUGAGUCUACUCUGAAUAUGACAUAAAAUAGAUUAACUCAGUUUUGUAAUAUAAUGCCUGUAGAUUUCCAGAUUAUAUUUCAAGAGCACACACCUUCAAGUUCAUGGUUUUUCUUAUAGAAGGGCUUUAGAUCUAACAUAUAUGUAGAGUUUUCCAGGAUAUAAGCUCUCCUGUAGAGGGUUCCUCUUUUCAUUUAUCUUUUCACCAUAAAUAAAGGCUUGAUCCAGCUAAAACUAAGUAUGUACAGGUGUCGUUCCCCCCCCCCAAAAAAAACCCUCAUUUCGGAGACACGUUCUGGGUGCCCGUGUGCAUAAGCAAAAAUUGCGCAAAUGGGGAGCACUCUCUGAACAUCCUUUAAAUGCCACCUCUGCCGCUCUCCCUACAAUCUGAACCAAAAAUAUUGUAUCCAAAAAAUAUCCAUAACUAGAAUUGAACCUCUGGGGCAGGCUAGAGGACACUUGGAAAAGCAGCUGUUUUUUAGGGAGGCAGCCUAAACAAAGCCCCGUUGCGCCUCCAGUUUCUUCGAGUCCCUCUCUGCCUUCACUGACACCUUCGUUGGGCUCUGUCAGGACUCUCCAGCACUCUUCUGCCAUUUCCGGGUUUGAAUUGAAUUAUUUCUUUCCUGGUGUUGUGUGUAUACGCAGCAGUAUCCGGGGGGUGGGGUGGGGUGGGGGGAACACUUGUGCUUGUAUUGCUCACAUGGAAAUCAAACCGGACUUCUGUGCACUCAGAAUUGGUUUUCUUGUUCUUUGAGCUUACUCAUCUUGGUAUCCGUUUAUUACAACCAUGGGCUCAUUUGAGGUAAAGUAAAGCGAAUCGGAAUGAUCAAGACUAGAGCUUUCUGCCAAUAGGAAAGUGAUUUAUAUGAACCACCCUGAUUUCUGUGAGCCGCCCUGAGACCUCCAGGUAUAGGGCGGUAUUGUUGUUGUUUAGUCAUUUAGUCGUGUCCGACUCUUCGUGACCCCAUGGACCAGAGCACGCCAGGCACUCCUGUCUUGCACUGCCUCCCGUAGUUUGGUCAAACUCACGUUCGUAGCUUCGAGAACACUGUCCAACCAUCUCGUCCUCUGUCAUCCCCUUCUCCUAGUGCCCUCAAUCUUUCCCAACAUCAGGGUCUUUUUCAGGGAGUCUUCUCUUCUCAUGAGGUGGCCAAAGUAUUGUAGCCUCAGCUUCAGGAUCUGUCCUUCCAGGGAGCACUCAGGGCUGAUUUCCUUCAGAAUGGAUAGGUUUGAUCUUCUUGCAGUCCAUGGGACUCUCAAGAGUCUCCUCCAGCACCAUAAUUCAAAAGCAUAAAUUCUUCGGUAGGGUGGUAUAUAAACUCAAUAAAUAGUAAUAAUUCAUCUGUCUGGCUUAGCCAGUCUUCACAGCCUUCUCCAUUGUAUGAGGGUUUUGUCUGGGGUCUUGUCUGUCUCCCUUCUGGUUCACUUGUCGGGUGAACAGAGCAGGAGCAACAUAGGAAGGUGUGUCUAGGACAGGGGUCAGCAACCUUUGUCAGCCGUGGGCUGGUCCACUGUCCCUCAGACCAUGUGGUGGGCCAGACUAUAAUUUUUUGGGGGGGGGGAAUGAACGAAUUCCUAUGCCCCACAAAUAACCCAGAGAUGCAUUUUAAAUAAAAGCACAGAUUCUACUCAUGUAAAAACACGCUGAUUCCCGGACCAUCCGUGGGCCAGAUUGAGAAGGCGAUUGGGCCAGAUCUGGUCCCCGGGCCUUAGGUUGCCUACCUAUCUAGGAGGAGGAGACAGGGUUAAGUACGCGGAAGUAUGAAGAAUGAACCUAUCAACCCAGUGUGCAGCAGCUGUGAAAAAGUUAAGAGAUUAGGAAAGGGGCUGGAAAUGAACAGCUAGUAUCAUAAUUCGGCUAUACAAGUCUAUGGUUUGUCCAUACUUGGAAUACUGUGUUCAUUUAUGGCUGCCAUACCUAUAAAAAGAUAUUGCAGAGCUGGGGAAAGUGCAGAAAAAGACAACUCUCCUAUGCGGGAAGGUUACCAUGCCUGGAGCUUUGGGGGGGGGGGGAGGAUGGAGGGGGAAUAUGUUAGAGAUGUGGGAAAUUAUACACAUGGUAUGGAGAAAACGAGUAGGAAGACGUCGCCCCCUCAUAAUACCGGAGCAUGGAGUCAUCCAAUUGAAAGCCCUUUUUAGAAAUGCACAAUAUGCUUCUGCAGUCUGGAAAAUAUUGGACAAUUUUUUAUGGCUUCCUUGGUAAAGAGCUAUGUUUAAUUGUUUAUACUUGGUCAGGAUGCUAGAUGAGUAGGCUACAUGCAGUUCCGUGUAUCAAAUUGGUGUGUGCCUUUGUACAAUCUUCUAAAAAGGGAGAAAUACGAUUAAAACCUAUUUAAGAUGCAGAAUGGAAACACCAAGCAAUCUGCAAAGGGGGACAAAUGUGCAGAUGAAAAGCUUAAAAAGUUUGUUUGAUUUUAAACACCUCAAUAGCUUUCCUAAAGUUUUAAAGAUGGGGGGGAUACUGAUAUUCAAAACUUUCUGAGUGAGAGAUAGCAUAGCGUUUUUUGAACACAGGUCUUAUUCCUUGUUAAGUAGACACUCUUACACUAUAUUGAUUGAUAACAUUUUAAAACUACACUGCUUAAGUACCCUCCUACCUGAAUGCUACAUUUACUUUUUGACUUCUUACAAAGAUAAAACACCAUUCUCUCUAGACGUCAUACCAUGAUAUUGGGGUCUCCAUUAUCCCUUUCAGGCUGAUUGUGUGCCCUUGUCAUUCUUUAUAAACAAAGACUAUUGUUGAAUACUAUUUUUGUAAUUCGCACCUGACGGUUGUUCAGAAGUCCACAUGUUCUUGAUUUCACAUCUGUGCCACUAAUCAUUUCCAUCUCUGUCCUUACUGAUGCAGCACACUGUGUGCAAACCAAGUCUUGUCUGUUUCCUUCCUAUUUCCUUUGAUUAAAGUCUGCAAGGCACUGAUAGCAGUAGGAUACAUUGAAAGGUAAACAACUUAAGUGGUUACUACCUGUUUCUCAUUUGUCCAUAUUUAUUGGACCCAGACCCUGUUUAAUCUCUGGGGCUUUCCCUGGGUCUCUUCUCAGAAGAGGAGACAUUUAUUGGCAGUAUGCCUAGAUAUGACUUUUUUUUUUAAAAAAAGGUUUCCCAUAAAGUGCUUUGCUGUGGGUGAAAUUGACUGGGACAGCAGUUCUCAAUCAUUUUCUCCCCGCAGACCUCUUGGAAAUUGCUGUGUGCCUUGGUGAAUCACUUAAAGCUUUUGUCUUCAAUGCCAGCCUCAUCAGCAAACCAGCAACAUAUUAUGAGAAUUGCAGGGUCUAGGCCAGGCUGCUGAAAAGAGAUAUUUAGGAGGAAAUUGAUAGACUGCACUACUGCUGUAUUAUGAAAAUGAUCUCUCUCGGUGACACACACACACCCCGGAUGGUGCAAAAAAGGGUCAUGGGACCUAUCUAGCCUCUUCCAUAAAUCCAGCCCAGCAGUGGUCAAAACUUCCUGAGAUCUCCAUUGUCAGAAAAGAAAAGAGCAGGGCCAAGUAUGGAUUUACUUGACAGUUUAUAGUGACCACUGUUCAGUAUACCACCUUGCCCUAAAAUAUGAGAUGGGUGACUAGAGGUGCUCAGGUGCCUUUUGAAAACAAGGAAUAAUAGGGAAACCUUUGAACCUGGAAGGAAAAGGUUCUUGGCAGAUUGACUUGCAGAAACAAAUUUUCUUUUGGGUCUGCCUAGAUGCUUAGGAUGUGGGUGGCGCUGUGGGUUAAACUACUGAGCCUAGGGCUUGCCAAUCAGGUCAGCGGUUCGAAUCUCCGCGAUGGGGUGAGCUCCCGUUGCUCGGUCCCGACUCCCAGCUCCUGCCAACCUAGCAGUUCGAAAGCAUGUCAAAGUGCAAGUAGAUAAAUAGGUACCGCUACAGCAGGAAGGUAAACAGCGUUUCUGUGUGCUGCUCUGGUUCGUCAGAAGCGGCUUUGUCAUGCUGGCCACAUGACCUGGAAGCUGUAUGCCGGCUCCCUCGGCCAAUAACGCGAGAUGAGCGCCACAACCCCAGAGUCGGUCACGACUGGACCUAAUGGUCAGGGGUCCCUUUACCUUUUUAGAUGCUUAGUACAAAAAUUCAAGUCUGUCCUUGGAGGCUUGCUAAAGCAAUACAAACUUUUGCACAAGUCCACCUUUUCUGAAUUCCCAUGCCAUCGUUAUCUUUUUGUUCUAACUUUUUAAUGGUGCUUUUCUUGAACUUUAUUUUUUUUUAAUUCUGCAAGUAGCCUUACUGCUUUGCACUUGCUGUUUACUAAUCUGAGUUCAUGGGGAAAGUGGAUUAUUAAUUUAUUCAUUUUAAAAUCAGUGUAAUGACGGCCACUGUUAUGUAACUGAGAAUAAUACAAAAGUGACAAGCAUAUCAAAAUAAUUGUUGGUUGCUUUUAAAAAAAAAAACCCACACAAUUUAAUACAAUAAUGCAAUGCCUCCUUUACAGAAGUAUCAUAGCACCUCAGUGUAGGAACUUACUGCAGGCUUGUCCUCUUACCCUACUUAGAGAAUAACCGUAAAACCAAGAGAGAAACAUGUGGAUUCCCAUUAACAAGAACACUUUUGUCUGAUUGACCUGGCCUGCAGUAGAAGGGGCAAUUUCAUGCAUGACACCACACACUAAGGUGCAAUUCAAAUGCAUGGCAGAUUGCUCAUAUGACAUCUUUGCCAAAUCACUGUUUGCUGGAUUAGUGGUACACUAGGUACUAGUUGGGACCCAGGUGGCACUGUGGGUUAAACCACUGAGCCAGGGCUUGCUGAUCAGAAGGUCAGCGGUUCGAAUACCUGUGACGGGGUGAGCUCCCGUUGCUCGGUCCCAGCUCCUGCCAACCUAGCAGUUCGAAAGCACGUCAAAAUGCAAGUAGAUAAAUAGGAACCGCUACAGCGGGAAGGUAAACGGUGUUUCUGUGUGCUGCUCUGGUUCACCAGAAGCGGCUUUCUCAUGCUGGCCACAUGACCUGGAAGCUAUACGCUGGCUCCUUCGGCCAAUAAUGCGAGAUGAGCGCGCAACCCCAGAGUCGGUCACGACUGGACCUAAUGGUCAGGGGUCCCUUUACCUAGUUAUGAUUUGGGUCUGAACCAUAUGAAAGAUUAUGCAAUUAAAAAAACAAGAGUUAUUCUUCCUUUGGGAAUCAUGGUUUCAAAAAAAUAUAUACUUAUAAUUAUUGGCAAUGAAGACGUAGUCCCCUGGUUUUUAUUAGUUAGUCCAAACCUUUCCUUAGGAUAGUAAACCCAGUUUAUAUUCUGCCAGCUUGAAUAUGUUCAGGGCUGCCACUGCAAAUUUCUCUUUCAUAUCUUUGUAAAAAAAGGGGGGGUAAAGGUAAAGGACCCAUGGACGGUUAAGUCCAGUCAAAGGUGACUAUGGGGUUGCAGCACUCAUCUCGCUUUCAGGCCGAGGGAGCCGGCGUUUGUCCACAGACAGCUUUCUGGGUCACGUAGCCAGCAGGACUAAACUGUUUCUGGCGCAAUGGAACACAGUGACAGAAGCCCAGAGCACAUGGAAACACUGUUUACCUUCUCACCGCAACUGUACUUAUUUAUCUACUUGCACUGGCGUGCUUUCGAGUUCACUCCGUUGCAAGCCCAAGAGGCUCAGUGGUUUAGACCACAGUGCCACCUGCAUCCCUAUAUCUUUGUACCGCCCUUGAGUUGUGUAGGAAGGACCGCUUUCACCCUUCCAGUCAUCCACACGUUUGGCUUGCUCUGUGCUGUCCCUUUUUGACACAGUAGAAUUCACAUAAAAGACAAUAAUAUCUCGUUUUCAGAUUCUCAGCAAUCAAUUAGAAUAAAGGCACACCAAAUUUCAGCAUUCUGCCUGUGCAGGUUUCUUAACAGUUUUGACAUUUCCAAGAAUGAGUCAUUCCUAAGUAUCUUCAGUGUGUUGUUCAGCUGUUAUGCAAGGCACCACAGAAUUUCAGGCUGUGCACACUUACCCAGAAGAAAGCCCCAAUAAGCACACUGGGGUUGACUUUGGAGUAAACGUGCAUAUGAUUAUAUGGUAAGUUUUUGAAUGCUGUAUAUGCUCAACUCCCAGUUAAGUGCAAGUUCCUUGCAUUUCUAUAAAAGGUUAUAUAUAUAGCAAAAGGAAACAAAAACUGAAAUAACGAAACAAAAACUGAAAUACCAAAAACUGAGAAGUCCUUACAUAAAAUAAAACAAUAACUGUACAGUAAUUGGAGCAAGAAAAUGUUUUCUUAUGUUGGUAUGUUCUCUCAUCUUAAACACUGUGCACAACUCUUACGGGAAUGCUUAAUACCAUCAUUAAUUUUAAAAUGUAGCUCCAACAUGAAGCUCCUUUUUAGGAGCGGCGGAGCUCUUGAUUUCUGUGUCUCUAAUGUCUAUAAAUACACGAGUAAAUAUGCAAGAACUCAAGAACAACCACUUCUGCUGUUUUUGUAAAUAACACACAUCUUGUUUGUUACAAUAUGGAAAUCACAGACAUGGGGAACAGAAAAGUAGAAAGAAGCACUAAUUGGCAUUAACCAUUAGAAAAACAGCAGCAAAUUAGGGACUGGGGGGGGGGCAAUAAAGCCAAAGCAAAUGCUGUACAUUAUAUUCUUUGUUCCUUUUUAGCUUGUGUAAAAAUGCACGUUUUGAAUUUAGCCAUAAUCAUGUUAAAACAAUUCAGUGCUUUAAACAUGAAGCAUUCUUGAUAUGCAGUGUCCCUACACUAGUUUGUUUUAAUUCAUAUUGGGGAAAGGUAAUUAGUCUCUGGAUUUUUAAUGAGGCGUUCAAAGGAAUAAUUAGCAGUGUUCCUCAACCCUUAAAAAAAAGAGAAUUUCAAUUUGCCCUUUAAAAAAAGCUUUACAGUACUUUUGUUUGUACGUCAAGUGUUGUGUGGUUUAUUGUAAUAGUGAUCACAUUAUGGCUGUUUUUAGCUUCCUGGGCUGUGCAAAGGCUAAUCAAAGGCACUUAGCAUAUAAACUGAACUGCAGCAAAUGUUUUUCUCCAGCAGGUUUAUUUAGCAACCUCAACCUAUCAAAUACCUAAAGCUUGGCAAGCGGUCCAUCAAACCCCAAAACACACCUGAUUUGUAGCAUAAAAUGUUUCUUAACUGACCUGAACAUACAGGCUACCAUGCUCUUUCUCUGGAGUAAUUUGGUAACAUGUUUAGGCUUUUUUGUUAGUUUCUGAAGGUGUCUGUUAAGCCUGUGAUGGAUUUUCGCAAAGGAAAAUCCCUGUUCAUUUCCUUCAGGCAUAAAAAGCAAGGAGGGGGAGUGGUCUGGGAUGUGAGUUACCUGAGAAGCAGCUUGCUAGUUGUUGAAGGGAAGAAGUCCCUUACUCCCUUCCAGCCUUAUAUUUCUUCACAGUAGGAGCAUAGGAAGCUGUGUUACGCUGAGUCAGUCUGUUAUUAUUAUUAUUAUUAUUUAUUUGUACCCCGCCCAUCUGACUGGGUUUCCCCAGCCACUCUGGGCGGCUUCCAACAAAAAAUAAAAAUACAUUAAGAUGUCACACAUUAAAAACUUCCCUGAACAUAUCUCAUAGAACCAUAGAUUUUGUGCUCAGUGUGCAGACUACCAGUGGCUCUCUAGUGACUCCGGGCAGAGAGGUAAUCUCCAACCCUACCUAGAGAUGUUGGAGAUGGAUCUCAGGACCUCCUGUGUGCAAAACAGAUGCUCUUCCACUGGACUUGUUUCCUUUCCCCUAAAUGAGGAAAGGAACCUCCCGCAACCUACAACCCGGCUAAUGUAGAAGCUGAGAGCGUGAGCUGUGCUCUCCCAUUUAAAUCUCAUCUCUGAGGUGCCCAGUCCCUGUCAAUGUUGAAUAGCCUUGAAUGACAUUUUAAGAAGAUAGUGAUGUAGAACAGUGUGUGUGUGUGGUUUUUUUAAAGCACCACUUGUGUGUGGAAAGUUAAAUGCCAUAUGUUACGACUUGGGUUUGAGGCAGGAAACGUAUAAAAGUAUAAACAUAGAGCAUUUGCUUCCUGUCUCACACGUUUGAACUCUGUGUCCUUUGAACGCAAACUGAAGAAAAUGUGCACAGAUAUAUAUAUACUGUACCCUGCUAAUGUCUGAGUGAUACUGUAAAACAUACAACCUGGGAUAAUAAAUUAGUUUAGACCCAUUCAAAUAUAGGCAAGGAUUAAGGACCACAGAAAUCAAAGAGGGUUUGCUUCCUUUUCCCCCAUGACUGUACAUAUUGAGCUGUUUGUAGCUCCAAGCCUGAUACUCUUGAGAUGUAAGGAAAGUAUAACGAUAGGUUCUCAGGUAGCAUCUCUCUCUUCAUUCUUGUGUUUGUAGCUCUAUGCCCAUGGCCUCUGAAGACCUUGCAGGCAACUUACCAAAUCUCUACAUUCGGCAGAAUUCUGCCAGUGCCAUUUCCUUAGACUUUGAGCCUAAUGCUGACUAUCAGUUCGUGGAAAUCGUAGAAGAGCGAUACAGAUGUGCCUAUUGCCACCUGGUCCUUCACAAUCCUCACCAGACGGGAUGUGGGCACAGAUUCUGCCAGCGUUGCAUAGUCUCUCUGAGAGAACUGAAUGCUGUACCCACCUGUCCUGUGGACAAAGAAAUAAUAAAGCUACAUGAAGUUUUCAAAGACAAUUGCUGUAAAAGGGAAGUUCUCAAUUUGCAAGUGUUUUGCAGGAAUUCACCAGCCUGUAAUGCGAAAACGUCUCUGGGGCGAUAUCAGGAUCACCUACAGCAGUGUUUGUUCGAAAGCAUGCAGUGCACUAAUGAAGGAUGUUGUGAAAAAAUGAUUCGGAAGGAUUUGCAAGAACACCUAGGUUUGCAGUGCAGCUAUCGGAAGGAACUGUGCCAGUACUGCAAAGAGUGUGUGACUUCAAUUGAUUUAAAGACUCACGAGAGAACAGAUUGUCCUGAUUAUCCUUUGAUUUGUCCCCAUGGCUGCCCACAGAUAAUUCUGACAAAAGAGGUAGACGAGCAUGCCGUAAUAUGUCCAGAGGUGAAAAUUGAUUGUCCUUAUAAAAAGUAUGGCUGUUCUACAAAGAUUAAAAGAGGAAAACUUUCAGAACAUGAGAAUAUGUACUUGAGAGAACAUAUGCUUCAAAUCUUAGAUAAGAACUCAAAGCUGGAAGACCAGAUCUCUGACCUUUAUAACAAUCUUGAACACAAAGAGAGAAAAAUACAGCAGCUAGCAGACACAGUUAAGAAGUGUGAGAGAGAUUUCAGGCAGUUUACACAGCUGUACGGUAAAAAUAGCAAUUUACUGGCAAGCACUCAGACUUUGGCAAUUCACAUUGAUAAAUCUGCCUGCCUGGAAACACAAGUGAGACAGCUGGUGCAGAUGGCAAAUCAGCAGCAGAGUAAAUUCAGCCUGAGACCACUUCUGGAGACCAUUGAUAAUAUAAAGCAAAAGGUUGCUUUCCUGGAGUCAUACGAGCAGCGUUUAGUUGUUCUGGAAGACUUGUCCAACCAACAUGAUGUCCACCUCGGUAUCCACAGGGUACAACUUAACAAAAACGAAGAACGGUUUAAACUUCUAGAAGGGACAAGUUACAAUGGGAAACUGAUCUGGAAAAUUGUGGACUACAAGAUGAAGAAAAAAGAGGCUAUGGAAGGCCACUGUCCCUCUGUAGUCAGCCAGCCUUUUUACACCAGCCGCUGUGGCUACAGGUUGUCUGCCAGAGCAUACCUGAAUGGGGAUGGUUCAGGAAAGGGCACUCAUGUUUCCUUGUACUUUGUAGUGAUGAGAGGGGAGUUUGAUUCGUUGUUACCAUGGCCUUUCAAGCAAAAGGUCACACUUAUGCUUCUGGACCAAAGUGGGAAGAAACAUCACAUAACAGAAACCUUUAAAGCAGACCCUCACAGCAGCAGCUUCAAGAGACCUGAAGGAGAGAUGAAUGUUGCCUCCGGGUGUCCUCGGUUUGUUGCACAUACUGUGCUCGAAAAUGCAAAGAAUACAUACAUCAGAGAUGAUACACUUUUCCUGAAAGUAGUGGUGGAUUUAACUGACCUUGAGGAAUUAUGAGAGAACGUGGAAGAGAACUGUUAACAGUGAUGGCUUGGUGAUUUAACUGGAUUGCUUUCAGACAACAGGAAAAAGCUGCUAUUCACUCUGCUGACCUAUUUUUAUAUAUUUUUUUGAUAGUUUUGGCUACUUUUUUGGUACUUUUUCAACUUGCAUUAAGAAAACUGGUCAGGUCUUUAAUGAGGUGAAUUUGAAGCAUAUAACAAAACUUGGUAUUUGAGAGGUUUUUUAUGUCUGAAAAGCUCUUAACUGGGUCACUAUGUAUCUCAGGAGACAUAUUAUCAGCAGAAUAUUCCAAAACUCAAAUGCAGGUCCAUCCGUUCUGCUCACUUUGUUACAAGCAUUGCUAGAGGUGCUAUUCACUAGGGAAUGUUUGGGGCAUUUCACAAGUUUGCAGCAAACGAAAGAAUUCUAAUGUUAACUUGGGCUAAAGGUUAGAUUGACACACUUCCCAUCUACCCCACUGACAGCCUGAUCCUAUGUUUUUUGAAUUCAGUGGGUUUUGUUCUCAUGUAUAGAGAGGACUUACUUGAGAGUAUUUCUUUCAUAUAUACCAGGCACGUCCAACAGGUAGAUCACUGAACAUCUGUGGUAGAUCACUGGGACCCCCCAUGAAGCUCAACAAGUUUGGCUCCCCCCAAAAAAGCUCAACAUUUUUGCCCUGGACCCCUAAAACACGUAGCUUUCCCCUCCCUAAAAAAUAGUUCAACAAUUUCAACCUGAACUCCCCAAAAAUGGGCCUUCCUCCUUCCUUAAAAAAAAAAAGCUCAUCAACUUUGACCUGAACCCCCCAAAAGGGGGUAGAUCACUGCCAGUUUUUAACUCUGUGAGUAAAUCGCUGUCUCUUGGAAGUUGGCCGCCCCUGAUAUAUAUAUACACACACGUGAUUAUGUACUGUAGAAUAGGCUCUAUUUCAUAAAAUGCUUGACUGGCAUCUUUUGAAAGCAAAUCUAGGAAGAUCCCUAGAUCCUGAUUUUAAAGCACUUCAGUUAGUUGAAAGUUUUGCAAGUAGCAGUCCUGUGGCACUUCUAGGGUGAGUUCGCAUGUGCACGCAACACAAUCUGAUCACCCACAGUUUGAUAGCUCCUGUAAUGCCCGUUGUGAUAGUUGAAUAGAAAGAACCAGUACUUUUUUUCUUUUAAAAAUGUUUAGGGGUACUCUCAUUUUGACUCAAUAAAAUCACUAUUUUAUAGUUCAGAUCGGGGGAAAUAAAUAUAGUAAAUGGACAAAAGUACGAAGAUUCACAAAAUGUUUAGGGGUAUGUGUCCCCCCAGGAAAAAGCACUGGAAAGAACAUAGUUGAGCAUCCAUAGUUCCACAUGAACUUUUCAUGGGACAAAUCUCUCCCGCCACCCACUUUAUUAAUCUGCUUACUUCAGAUAUCAGAAUGAAUGGGGGGAUUGAACAGUUGCCUUUAAUUUAUUUAUUUUAAUUGCAUGGAAUUUGGGUUCUCCGCAUAGAUGGAUUAUAGCAAAUAACACAGAAAAGCACUUUACAAAAGCUAUCCCAUUAUUUCUACGUAAAUAUGAAUGUGAUGUUUUCCUGCAAAGGAGAGUCUUGAUAGUGCCAUAAACAUAGAGAUUGAUAUAUUGAAACUAAAAGUCCAUGGUAGGUUUUUUUGGGGUGAAAUCAAGAAUUAUGAGCACUGGGCUUAUUUUUUAUAAGGCUUCCAUACAUAGGUGUGUGGCUGAAAUCAGAGAUACUUUGAAGUUGCCACAAGAACGUUGCUUUAAUUCUUUCUUCUCCCUUCUUUCUAGUUGAUGUAAUUUGCCAUACUAGGGUGUUGUGAGGAUUUACUGCAUUGAUGUUGUAGUUUUUGAGCAUGAAAGGGUGGUGCUUUAAUAAAUAUAGCAUGAGGGGGUUUGAUGUUGAGUGUGUAGGUGUAUUUUCAAAACAACUUGGAAAGCAUGUUCACUUUUGUCUAAGCUGAAUUGCCAUCUUACAAGCACUGAAUUAUUUUUACUCUUUUUUAUGACAGGUUGAAAUGCAAGUAAGGCUGUGAGUUUUUUCAGGGAUGUGAGAUCUAGCCCUGAGGCAUUACCAAGCACUUUGCAAUACUCUUUCCCCAUCCUCUCAGAAUGUGUUGCCUCUUGGCUCACUGCUUUUAAUAGCAUUGUCUACUAUUCUUGUUUCCUUACUAAGAUGGGGCUUGAAACCACAACUGGAAUAGCAGGGUGACAAAGGAAGCAUUGUGGCAUAUACCUAGUGGGUUCCAAGUUCUGAAAGAUGGAAUUCUCUAGGUUGGGAUUUGCAGCCAUAUCACUGCCUUGUGUGUUAAUUUUUUUGUAAAGUUGACCACAUUAUUUAUUAAAGAGGCUGUAAAGCUAAAAUUGCUUUCUUUUCUUUUUUUAGGGAAAAGCAGUUUUCUAAUUCUUUUACUAAUGAGAAUUUGUAAGUCCUUCCCUUUUUUAAUACAGGAGGGAAUUUGCUUUAAAUAUUCCAUUUUAAUACCUGGGCCCCAUAAAGUUUACAUUUCUGUGCCAAUUUGUUGAUAUGUUCUUAGAUAUGUUUGAUGUAUUUAUUGCUGUAGUUUUUAACCUUUUAUUAUGAGUGGUUCACAUUUUUCAAUAAAUAUUAAAAAGCCAAUGGUUCUUAAAUGACUCUCCUGAAUGAAGUAUUGCUGAAUUCUUGAGCUCUCAAACAGCUUCUAAAACAAUGCCUCCUUACUGUCGCCUUAAUUUUAGUAGACACAGUAGAACACACAAAACCUGGGGUUGGGGGAAGAGGUUAGGUAUACAUAAUCCUCCAACCCCAAGAAGGAAAAGUAGUCUAAUUUAUUAAAUUCAGGAGGUUAUUAUUAGAAAGGUAGUAAAAUGUAGUAAAACUGUCUUGUACUGCAAAAAUUUCCAAGGGCAACUUUAUCGAAGGAAUGUAAUUUACGUAAUUCCUGAGUUGGUACAAUCAGGAAGACCUCCUUGCCUCACUCCCAUAUAAGGCAAAUGCAGGUAUAGGACUCUUGCCUUACAGUAACAAUGGCACUGGCAAAAUCAUCUUCAUCUGUUUAUCUCGGUUGGUACAGCAUGAGACUCUUAAUCUCAGGGUUGUGGGUCCUGCAUUGCAGGGGGUUGGAUUGGGGGAGUCCUCAUGGUCCCUUCCAACUCUUGAGUCUAUGUACCUCAGCAGCUCGUUGGCAAGGUUGCUAUUCACGCAGGUAAAAGGAAUGUUUAAUUUCUAGUAGCACCUUGGGUAACCUUUAUUUUAUUUUAUUUUUGCUUUAAUUUGCAAUAGCAAUCUCAUAUUUGUCUUUCUCUGUACAUACCGCAUUAAAGGUAAAGGGGCCCCUGACCAUCAGGUCCAGUCAUGUCCGACUCUGGGGUUGUGACGCUCAUAGGCCAAGGGAGCCAGUGUUUGUCUGCAGACAGCUUCCGGGUCAUGUAGCCAGCAUGACAAAGCUGCUUCUGGCGAACCAGAGCAGCGCACGGAAACGCCGUUUACCUUCUCGCCAGAGCAGUCCCUAUUUAUCUACUUGCACCUUGUGCUUUCGAACUGCUAGGUGGGCAAGCGCUGGGACUGAGCAACGGGAGCUCACCCCGUUGCAGGUAUUCAAACCGCCGACCUUCUGAUCAGCAAGCCCUAGACUCUGUGGUUUAACCCACAGCGCCACCUGGAUCCCUUUUACAUGCCACAUAGGAGCAUAGGAGCCAGCAACUGCUGUACCACACUGCCAAAGGGCUCUCUAACCUCUCUUCAAAACCCCUGCUUUUGGAAUGAUAUAAUAAAUGUGUUAAAGGCUUUAACCUCUUUGUGCAUAAUGCCUAUUGUUACUACCGGAUUUCCCACCUGAAUAAUCAACUUUUCAAUCCAUUUUUGUUUACAAGAAUAAACAAAACUAGUUUACAAAACUGGUGGGACCUCUUGCCCAUUAGUGCCACAUUUAUUUCAAAAAAAAUUGUUGCUUUUCAGGGUGUAAGCUUAUAUCAAAGCAUUUUAAAGUACGUUAAAAUAGCGUGUGUGCGCGCGCACAAACACACACACAAAAGCAGCUGGAAAAUGUACUAGUUUUCAAACAAAUCUUUUUUAAUAUAGCAAACAUCAUCUCCAAGAUGUAAAAUGGGAAGUCUAUAAUGGUUUGCUCAAGCCAGGCUCAGAAUGUAAUGUGCUUUGGAAGAUUAAGAAUGUUAUGCUUUUAAUGGAGAAAUUUCUGGAACAACAAUGGGUUAUCAGCUUUGCCCAAGGCAUGAUGGAUAACAGGCAACAACCAGCGGAAAGAAAGACAUAACACAUUAUAAGGACAGGAAGAAACACCAUGGGCAGAAUAAUAGUCACACAUAGGAAGAACAAGGAGUUCCUCACUUGUAGUUUUAUAAAUCAUUUAAUGUGUCAACAUGGAUGGAAGUUAUUAGUAUUGCCGUUGUAUAAGGAUUAUUAUAACAGGAAUGUAAUGGAAAUUAGUAAGAUUUCGGAAUGCAGAAAUAAAGCAAAUAAUCAAGCCAUCAAUUCUGGCACCUUAUCUAAAUUAUAUUUGGUAUUGGUAUUAAUAACUCUAUUACAAAUUGUUAUUAUGAGGCUAUUACUGGAUUGUAAUUAUGUAUAAAAAGGUUAUGCUUUUAUUCAUUCGCAAUAAAAACGAGAGUUUUUGUGUGUCAAUACAGAUACCGACAGGUUCAAAAAAUAAAUGACAACGGCUUAAAACACAAGGGCGAAACCAGGAUUUACGGGUCGGGGGGGCAGAAUCGAGUUACCUGCAAUACAAUUGGUCAGAUGAGUAUUAUUUAUUUACUUGAUUUUGGGGGGUGGCAGCUGCCCCCCCCCAACCGCUUAAACAAAGGAAACGAAACACCCCCACGGCGUCCUUCCCCCUCUCAACAAGGAAAUGAAAAGCUGCCUCGCUGCUGCUGCUAAUUAUGAGCCAUUUCCCUUCGAUAAUGCUCAGCUUGGUUGUCGCAGGGUUUCUGUUCCCCUCCGCCAAACACCCCCGUCAGGUGAGCCGCCUGGAGCGCUCUUACCAGGGAGUAGACCCCACAGAACACAGGGACUUACUCCUGAGUAAACGCGCGCAGGCUUAAGCCGGGCUCAGUCUCCUCCCCCCCCCCCACUCCGGCUCCCCCUCAGCGCGGCGCCCCGAGCAGCCGGGAGUCGAGAGGGAGGCGCCGACCCCGAGCGCCUUUCGCCUUUCGCCUCCCGCCAUUUGCCGGAUAUCGGCGCUGGCCCUGUCCCGGCAGGCGGCGGUGCUCCGCGUUGUGGUUCCGGGUUCCCGGAGCGCCUGGGGCCACGACGGCCGCCGGUUGCUGGUCGCCUUCGCCGCCGCCGCCGGUAAGCGCUGUCCUGGGCAGGUCGGAAGGCCCGUUAGCUGCUGCCUCAUAGGCCCGGCGCGCUUUCUGGGCAUAGCCGGCCUCGCCCGGCCUGCGCACCGCCGGGUCCCUGAGGCGCCUUGUACGCGGCCGGGCUCUGAGAGGAUUGUUGUGGAUAAUAACUGCUGCUGUUACUGUCGGCGGCAGGAGUCGCAUGCCACGCGUGUAAACGGGCCCGAGGGACUCUGGUUAGGGGGCGUGGGGGGUAUAUUCGUAUUUUGGCUUCAGCGGGGCGCCCCGCGUAAAAAAAAAAAGCGCUUUAAUCCGUUGUAACUGUCGCCACCGCUCCUAAGAGCGUGGGGUUGUGAAUCCCCGCUUCCCCCUCGUGAAAACAACUAACCAUCUUUUCCACGCAUUACAAAUGUGCUGCUGUGAGGGAUAAAUGUUCCAUACUAUCUCCUGCAGACACAACCAAGGAGCCUUGUCGUGGCACCUUGAAAACCAACCAGUGCAUUGUUUUGUGGAUUGCUUGCUACUGCGCUUAUCUAGUAUGACUUUGACCUGUUGCGUGGAAACCUUGAUAGAGACAAUCCAUUGCCGUUUCGCUUCUCUAUACCUCUCUGCCUGUCUGAUGUUGGACAGGCACACUGGCUUCUCCCUGCCUUGCUCCCCAUAUUCAGUCCAUUGCCAGGUCAUGGUUACUUCUCACUUCAGAGCAUUGCAAAACACACACACACACACCAAGGGGCUUUCCUCUCUGAGCCCUGGGGAAAGACCCUUGUCCCUCUGCCCCCUGGCCUAGGUUGCUGCAAUGCUCUCCUCUCUGGUCUUCCAUUGCCUCACCUUGGUUCCAUCAUCUCCAUCCAGCUACGUUCCACGGGGGUAUUUGCAAAAACAACAGAGAGUCAAGUGGCAUUUUAAAUCUUAUCAAAUGUAUUAAUAGUAUAGUGUAAACUUCUGUGGACUAGACAAACCAAGUGUUGCUUGAGUGGGGUGUGUUUCUCUGUUUGUGUGUGUCCCACACAACAGUGAGGUGGGAUUGUGAAUCGGCAAAGUCAGAGGGAAAUGAAAUGCAGAAAGCACGGACAGUAGCAACUACAUUAUUAACAAUGCCAUUCCCAAAGGAGGGUUAAGGUGCUGCAAAACUGUUUGUUUCUGCUGUUAAAAUCAUUCCUCCCUCUAAUGAUGUGAUGCCCUGUCCAACAGUUCCUCAUCUUUACCAUCAAAACCCUCCAUGACUUUGCCCCUCCUUAUCUCUCCAUUCUUAUGUCCUGAAACAUCCCUGGUUUUGACCUUUGCUCCUGUGGCUCCAUCACCCCCAGCUGUCCAAAGGUCUUCUGCUUCCUCAGAAGACUACCUUUCCCCAUUUGGAACUACCUCGCACAUCACUUUUGUGAUGCAAUUUUUUUCUCUUUCCUCAAAUCCUUCCUCAAUGCCCACUUUUCUCAUAAAGCCGUUGGUACAAAACCUGGUGUAACUGCUCAAGUAUGUGAAACAGUGAAGAAGGGGUGAGGGAAUAACACAUUAUCCCACUGUUUUUCCCCUGCUUUCACAGCUCUGCAGUUCCUUUUUACCCCCUCUGUGUCAGAUUUUAGAUUGUAUGUUCCUCAGGGCAGGGACUUGGCCUCUUGUUCUAUCUCAAGCAUUGCAAAUGGAUGAUUGUAUAUAAAUAACACAUAUAAUGCUAGCUAUCUGGAUCUGAUGAAGUGGGCUUUAGACCAUGAAAACCUAUUCCAGAAAGAGUAAAGUAAGUGUCCCCAAAUUCCAUUUUGUGUUUACUGUAACAGGUUAACACAGUUAAGCUUCUGGAACUUAUUGCAUGGUAGAACGAUACAGACAGUCAUACUACCCCAGGUAAGAGAGGGAGAGAGCUCAUUUUGGUGUAGUUUGACAAUCUGUUCAGGCUCCAAAAGCAUGGCCAAAGUGUGUUUGUCAAGGAGUAACUUAAGUGUGUUUGUUAGGGAGUUACAUUAUUUAACUUUUGCAAGUACCCUGAGUGAUUAAAUGUGAAUAAUGUAGCAUUUCCAAGGCUACUGUUUUAUAGAAUUUCAAGAGACUUUCAGCUUCUCUUGGAUGGAGAGUUUUUUAGGUGACUAAAUGCAACAUGAAAUCUUUUCAGAGACACCCCAGGCUUGGCUCUACAAGCAAGUUGCAUUGAUGAUGUGCCACUGGCAUGAAUUUUUUUCACAUGUAGCCAUGCAAAUAAUGCCUGAAGUUACCGCAUAGCUACAAAACGUUAUGCUAAAGCUGGUCCUUAAGAAAUUCAUUUUUGCUCAUUGGCUGUUUACUUACACACGUCAUACUGUUGGUGUUACCACUUGCGCACAAUUCUUGAACUGCAGUUGAACACACUAAGCAGCUGAAACAGACUCUAAUCUAAACCUGAUAUGCCCAAAUCUGUUUCAACUGCUUAGAUUAGAUCAGAUGCUUAAAAUUCAGUAGUACCAAGGUCAUUAGUCUUUCCUGGUAGUGGAAAAACUCCAUCUCAACAGUUAGUUUCAGUUUAUUCCACAGAAAAUAUUUUUGACAAUUUUGUUUGUGUCUAUAUAAAUAUAUAUGUUUCAUAGAUAUGGAUAACAGACAUGAAGAGAAAGGUGGGGCACUGUGUGCAACAUCGCAAGAGAAAACAAAAGGAAGAGAGAGAGAGAAGAGGAAGCGAAAACGCAGCAGAAGCAGGUCCACCUCAAUUUCUUCCACUACGUCGUCUAGUUCUUCAACAUCCUCAUCUUCAAGUUCUUCUUCAAGGUCCUCUGCUUCACGCAGCAGAAGCAGCUCAAGUAGUAGAGAUUCUCCCAAAUCAAAAUCAAAGAAAAGGAAAAAGGAAAAACAGAACAAAAAG